UGUUCUCCAAACAGUAAACCACUAUUUCCACAUCGACAAGAUCCUGGGCUGCAUUUCUGUCCGAGUCCUGGCUCCUCAUGAAUAUGAACUGAAGGGCUCUGACCCAGAAAGUGGUUCUGAGCAGGGUAAAAUGGGGUCUCGGAAGUGUGGAAGCUGCCUGAGUAGUUUGCUGAUUCCUCUUGCACUUUGGAGUAUAAUUGUGAACAUAUUAUUGUAUUUCCCCAAUGGGCAAGCUUCCUAUGCAUCCAGCAAUAAACUCACCAACUACGUCUGGUAUUUUGAAGGAAUCUGUUUCUCAGGUAUCAUGAUGCUUGUAGUAGCAGCAGUUCUUCUUGUAUUGGAGAAUGACAACAACUAUAAGUGUUGCCAGAGUGAAAACUGCAGCAAAAAAUACAUGACACUGCUGUCGAUGAUCUUUUCUGCUCUUGGAAUUGCUUUCUCUGGAUACUGCCUGGUCAUAUCUGCUCUGGGCCUUCUUCAAGGUCCGUAUUGCCGUACUCUUGAUGGCUGGGAGUAUGCCUUUGAAGGCACUGCAGGACGUUUCCUUACAGAUUCCAGAGAAUGGGUUCAGUGCCUGGAACCCGCGCACGUAGUGGAAUGGAACAUCAUCUUAUUUUCUAUUCUCAUAGCUCUCAGUGGACUUCAAGUGAUUGUCUGCCUCAUCAGAGUGGUCAUUCAGCUGUCCAAGACUCUCUGUGGAACCUAUUCAGUCAUCAUCCAGCCUGGAAUCAUUUGAAUAAGGACAAGAAUGUUUUUCUUCAUCAAGAUAUGGCCAUCGACCUAUGUCUUCUGAAUGGACUUGAGGGUCAUAUUCAAAUAAUGUUUUUUUCCCCUCCAGAUGGUGUUUGCUGUCCUCACUGGAAUG
This is a messenger RNA of Budorcas taxicolor (takin), 865 nucleotides long. RefSeq names its product transmembrane 4 L six family member 18 (gene TM4SF18). NCBI's taxonomy places the organism in Eukaryota, Metazoa, Chordata, Mammalia, Artiodactyla, Bovidae. The record is from RefSeq and is a predicted model, not a curated record. Gene Ontology annotation, cellular component: membrane. The coding region runs from base 131 to 736 and encodes 201 amino acids. The transcript has 6 exons.